Molecule: messenger RNA, 899 nt
Organism: Exophiala aquamarina CBS 119918
Lineage: Eukaryota; Fungi; Ascomycota; Eurotiomycetes; Chaetothyriales; Herpotrichiellaceae
Exons: 1
Coding region: 49-360 (103 amino acids)
Source: RefSeq, a predicted model, not a curated record
CAUUAUAACCACAGUCCGAUCCUCGAUCUUCCCAAUGAGCUGAUCCUCAUGGUUGCGAGCUUUCUGGACCAAGAAUCUCAGCUCCUGCUGAGCCUCUCAUGUCGGCGACUUUGUGCUCUUCUCGGUUCCCACCUCGACUUGACACUUAAUAAUGACAAGGCCACCAAGGUACGGUUUCUACAACUUCUAGAACUCGACUACCCGGAAUAUUUGACAUGCCGCUCCUGCGGCUUACUAUAUUUCUGGCGGAAGAUGGAGUUCUUCCAGUAUAAUUGUCCGCGUGCUAAUCGCCACAUGGUUGCGGAUACGCUACUAUCAUACGGUCAGUAUAUCCAAGCGGGAGACAAAAAAUAUAUUUAGGUGAGGCGUGGAGUGGUCGACCUAAUCUUAAGAUCCUAUGAGCAUGGCCCCAGCCACGGCUUACCUAUAUCUUUCUUAAACAUAAGCGGUUAUGAUCACCGCGGUAUUUCUCGAACGAACGAAGCACGGUUAGUGGACGGUCAGCUUAUACUAGCCAGUCGAAUAGAGGUAGGGGUGGAGUCGGGACGAGAAGUGGCGGUGAUGUCGCGCCUGUUCAUCCUAGAUGUAUGUCUACAUCUAAGUGCCACUGUAGGGAUCGUCGAUAAGAUAUGGCAGACCUUUGAGCAAGCCGUCACAAGCAUGAUAGUAGGCUCAGAGAAAUCCGAAGUGUUUAAGUGUUUCUUCUGCGAGACUGACCACUAAGUGCACGUGAAGAAGUGCGAGGAGAAUCGGGUAACGAUCAUUCUAAAUGUUUGGAGAAACUACGGACAAAGACAUGGGAACAGGUUGUUGAAUGAGUAGAUCUUUAUCGAGAUCCUGUAUUGCGGCUUGAGGCCGACGCAGUCUCACAAAGGGACGUACGAGCGGCUUUCGAGUCU